Messenger RNA from Polyodon spathula (Mississippi paddlefish), 1380 nucleotides. Its product is annotated as ELL-associated factor 2-like. Gene Ontology annotation, molecular function: transcription elongation factor activity. NCBI's taxonomy places the organism in Eukaryota, Metazoa, Chordata, Actinopteri, Acipenseriformes, Polyodontidae. Gene Ontology annotation, cellular component: super elongation complex. Gene Ontology annotation, biological process: regulation of transcription elongation by RNA polymerase II; positive regulation of DNA-templated transcription. The transcript is spliced from 6 exons. The record is from RefSeq and is a predicted model, not a curated record. Bases 74 to 838 code for a protein of 254 amino acids.
ACUGUAACAGUCUCCCGAAGAAGAUACCGAGUCAGAGUUACUUUUGAACACAUGGCAGCAAGCUUCUGCCAAAAUGAAUGGAUCAGCUUAUUCCAACUUUGAUACAAAAGAGCACGUCUUGAUACUAGGAGAAAGCUUUGAGAGUCACCCAAAAUGCGCAUUCCACACUGUCAGAUAUGACUUCAAACCGGCAUCCAUCGAUACCGCUUGUGAAGGAGAUCUGGAGGUGGGCAAAGGUGAACAGGUGACGAUAACACUACCAAAUCUAGAGGGGUCGACUGCCCCAGUGACUGUGUUCAAGGGUUCCAAGAGGCCGUACCUGAAGGAGUGUAUCCUGAUUGUGAACCACGACACCGGAGAGUACCGGCUGGAGAAGCUCAGCAGUAACCUUGCUGUGAAGAAAACCAGGGCUGAAGGCAGCAGUAAAGUCCAGUCUCUGCUGGAGCAGCAGACCAGUCGGCUGAGCCAGCAGGCACGUGGCGGCGGCAGCAGCAGCAGCAAGACCCCUUCAGCCUCCAAGAGCUCCCCUCCGAAAGACAAGAUGUCUCCAGCCUCCCCCAUGGACGACAUUGAGAGAGAGCUGAUGGCAGAAGCCCGUGUUCUGUCCCAGAUGAGUAGUGGAGACAGCUCCUCUUCCUCCUCGAGCAGCGAGGACAGUUCCAGCAGCGACUCUGAGGAGGAGAGCCCCAAUCUCACCGGGCCUCCCUCCUUGCCAUGCCCUCUAUCAGCCGUGCCUGGCAUGAACAGCAGACCCGGAGAGGGCACUGGGCACCUAAUGAACACACUUAAAAAUGACUUGCAGCUGAGCGAGUCCAGUAGUGAAAGUGAUGAUGACUGAACCAGAUCGACCUUCGAAGAGCAGGGUCAUUGAAUCUACUCUGUUUUAUUAGCACAUCAGGACAAGACUCAAGUUUUUCAUUAUAUGAGAAUCCUUAGAAGUCUGUAAUGAUGUUUGUAUUUAUUUUUUGGACAGCCUACAUGUCCUCCACAGUGUUCUUAACAUAUCGGAGACAGAAGCCAGCGUCAUUGCUACCUGGAACUUACCUUUCUUGGGGUGCGGGGGGAGGAGAGUUCUGUUUAUUUUCAAUGAUUUAUAUUUAUCUUUUAAGGUUAUGUUUCCUGGUUACGCCUCUUAACAACGCUGAUACUUGAAUUUGUGUUUUGUUGUUUUCUUUUUUUGCUUCAAUUUAUCAAAAGUAAAUCAUUAAAAACAAAAUUCUGGAUUGUUUUUUUGUAUUGACUGGGAUGGAAGUUAAACUCCCAUGUCAUAGCAAUUUGAGCCUUUCCAGGUUUUACUAUGAGCUUGUAUAGACACAAUCAGGUUGUUACUAUACUGCUUUGGCAAAUAAAAGUUAAUAAAAUCUGCAGUAGAUUAAACUG